Messenger RNA from Histoplasma capsulatum G186AR, 1078 nucleotides. RefSeq lists its product as uncharacterized. The transcript is spliced from 2 exons. The record is from RefSeq and is a predicted model, not a curated record. NCBI's taxonomy places the organism in Eukaryota, Fungi, Ascomycota, Eurotiomycetes, Onygenales, Ajellomycetaceae. The coding region runs from base 314 to 1078 and encodes 254 amino acids.
CGUUCUCAAGCCGCUUCUUGCAUCCGUUCUCGACUUCCACUACUUUGUUUUCUCCAUCCGGUUAUAUGCAUUGGUGAACCGUUGUCUCACAGCUUCUUCUAUUUUGGUUUACUCUUUCGAGCCAGCAAAUCCUUUUGUUCUUGCAUCAUUUCUUCUAUGCAUUCGUCAGCUUAACUACCUGGCUUUUCCUCUAUAUCCCAGAGAGCAUCGGCUGUUGGCCCCUCAUUUCUCUCUCCUUAUCCGUGCCAAUCCAAACCCAUAUUGAGAGUUAUAUCUCUAUCUCUGCUCAUCAUUCCACGGUGGUCGAAUCAAAAUGAUUCGACCGUGGAUUUCGAUGCUCCUCCUAGGCUUUCUCCUAAUCACUUCAGCGUGCGCUGUUGACCUGCAAAGAGGGCGACAAGCCCGCUCCAAUACACCAUUUUCCAGUUUCUUCAAGGGCCUCCCAGCUAGGAUCUGGGCCCGAGAUAAAUACCUCGAGGAUUAUAUCAUUGCUCGUCCACAUGGGUUAGCCAAACGACAGGACAACGUUCCAUCAGCAUCCAUUAACACUCCCCUUGAUACCCCGGGCAGGGACAGCUCCGUCACCCCAACACCUACACCACCAACUUCAACAGCCGAUCCCACAACUACCAGCGUGCCACCUCCGGAAACAACCACUCCUCCACCCCCAAGUUCGACAACGACACCACCCCCUCCAGAAACCACCAACUCUCAGGGGCCUCCAGAACCAACUCCAACUCCCCAACCAACCCCCCAACCACCCAGUUCCAUAAACAACCCCAGCCGUGGAUCUAGCUCAAGGUCCACACCGCUCACUACCAAUAACAACCCGACCACCACUCCUCCUCCGCGAACCUCAACCACGCUCAUCCCGACCACAAAUUCAGAUGGGUCUCUCAGUACGAUUACAUCGGUCAUCGUUGUCCAGCCUUCACCAACUAAUUCACAAGGAUCCCCAUCGCAAAGACCACCUGGUUUGCAGACAAAUACGGCACCGAUUAUAACUGUCGAUCUAGAGAAAGGGUUGUUAGCAGUUCUUGGGCUCAGCGGUGCUAUUGCCGUUGUGAUGGCGUUGUGA